Molecule: messenger RNA, 3900 nt
Organism: Microstroma glucosiphilum
Lineage: Eukaryota; Fungi; Basidiomycota; Exobasidiomycetes; Microstromatales; Microstromataceae
Exons: 1
Coding region: 1-3900 (1299 amino acids)
Source: RefSeq, a predicted model, not a curated record
AUGGCCACUCCUUCCUCGUCGUCUCCCCUCACCACUCUGCCCUCUUACGACGACCCCUCUGCUGCAGCCCGCGUAGAAGUCGUCAAUGAUGAGGCAGGACCCAGUGUUCUCCCUACUGCCCCUCUAGAGGAGCUCAGGGAACCUACAUCAGACGAAGCGGGUCCCGCCAAUGUCGGGCCAGACUCUUUCUUCGCCCAGAGCGAGCACGAACCCACCUCACUCACAGAUACAGGUACGACAGUAGCAGCAGCAGCAGCCUCGCAUCCUUAUCCCUCCCGGCAAGAAGAUGACGCAGGCGAUCCCCCUCUUUCUUCUGAUCCUCAAUCGUCGAUUCCAGCCGAGGGGGAAGAAACUUACCGGCCAGCUACAAGUCCGCGCCCUCCUUCUCCCCUUCCCUCUUUGGAUACGUCACAAGCGCAAGCUUCUUCCUCUAAUCAGCAAAUAGGACCAUCAUCUACUGAUCCCAUAAGGACGCCCUUGCCGCCAGAUGCUGAACCUCCUCAAGAGCCUCAACCACCACAUGCCGAACUGUCAGAGGGCACGGACGAUGCUCCGGCAGUGGAAGGGCAACAGAGUACAGCGUCGCAACUACCCGAGGUGGAUGCGGCUGAAGCAGAUGCUCCGACGAUGGUCUCUGAUCAGAUGGAAAAAAAGGAAGUCACGAACAUACCAGAGAGGGAAGGUGGUCUACCGGCAGCGGAUCCUUUGCUCGAGUCUGGGACAACGCAGGAGCCCAGCAUGGAGCCUGCAGCAGCGGACGUUCAGGCUUCAACACAACUACAAAGUAGCAGCGAAACAGCGCCCGAGAUCAUCCCAGCCGAUUCGACUAGCGAGGUUGCAGCUGUUGUUGCAGGCGGAAGCGAAGAUAAUCACGGCGGUGAGGAAGCGGCGCAAGAUGUAACAACUGAAGAACUUGCGAGUAGCGCAGAAGAUCAGCAAAGCCUUCCGAACCUAUCAGAGGCGACUCUUGCAACACAAGAGGUAACCUUGCCGGCAUCUGAAGCCGGUGAGUCAGCAGCUGUAGAGGUUGAUCAACAAGCAACUUCGGAUGCAGUGGAGCCAUCAGUGAUAGAGACAGAUGCAGAGCGGCAGAUCGCCCCGCCCUCGGUCUCUGCAGCGGAGGAUCUACCACUGCUGGAGAGCAAUGCGACAGAGGAGGCGUCCGGCCACGCAGCGGCCACCGCGGAUGCUACGGCCGUAGAACCUACCGCAUCGUCUCAAUCACUGCCAGAAGCAGGCCAAGAUUCCAAGGCAUCUGUUACCGUCGAGCCUGUGACUGAGGCCGUCCCUACAGAAGCCACAGCUCAAUUUGCUUCGCAGGCAGCAGAUGAAGAAGCCACAGCCGCAAUCCCUGCAAUUUCUGAAGACUCGGCUGCUGCCGCUGCCGCCUUACCAUCGACAAUAUCCGGUACAAGCGAUGGGUCGGUGAAGCCGAGCGAGGACGUCAGAGCGGCGGUGACAUCAGAGUCGAGCCAGACAAAGACAGCUCAAGGAGGAGGUGAAUCGACAGAUUCCACAGAACCGACCAAGCAGGCUGCCGAAUCGCAAUCCGCUGCCACGCAGAAGGAAGCACCGACUUCGUCCGAAAACAAGACCCCCUCGAAAGAGGAAGCUCGCGUUUCCCUAGUGCUUUCCGUCAAUCAAGAGCUCAUCAGGCUUUGCGUUGAUCUACAGGACAAGAGCGCUUCUGCCUCUGCCCCGCCCGAGACGAUGCUCCGUGAUAUCUCACAUCGCCUGCAGACCAAUCUGGCUUUCCUCGCCAGCAUGGCGGACAAGGGGCGCAAGGCAAAUGCUGAGACGGUCAACUUGGCUAUCCCGCGGCUUGACAUGUUCCCUCAUGCCUCCUACCGGAGUGAUCUAGAGAAGCUCUCGCCGAAUUCAACUCUACCGAAGCUGUAUACCCAGAUGGCUCAAGCCUUUGCGGGCCUGACUCGGCCCGUUGCGCCCGGCUUCGGGGGAGGACCACCGUCUGCCGCUGCUGGCUCUACUGCGAACUCACCCGGCCCGGAGCGCAAGCGCAGCCGCGAUGAGAGCAUUGAAGGUGCACGCAAGAAGCCCGCGCUACCCAAUGGGCAUCAUCUCCCGAGGAGCAGUGCGUCUCCUGCCCCCAAUGCUGGUGUAGGGUUUGCCAAUCCCUUCGCUAAUGGUACUCCGCCUUUGGCCACACCGCCUAUCAGGGGCAGUCCGGGGUCAGUUGGCUCAAUGUCUCACCCUCAACAGUCUGCAAUUGCGACACCUGCUCGCCAGUCUAACGCUGAGCAACAACCUGCCGUCUCUCCCAGCAACCAGCUCCCUCCGGGAAUGUCACCACAACAAGCUCAAGUGCUGAUGCAAGCCUUUGGGCCUACUGCCCUGAGCACCUUCUCCUUUCUGCAGAGCUACCUCAGGAGCCCGCAAUGCAAGCCGCAAUUCGCUGCUCUACCACUUGCGGUCCAGAUGCAACAAAUUGCGGGGCUUGCUGCACAACAGAAGCAGCGGCUCGCAAUGGCUGCUUCACAGCAGCAGCAGCAGCAGCAGCAACAGCCGCCAAAUCAGCAGCUCACCGACUCGCCCAUUGGACAACAGCAGAUGCAGCACAACGCUCCUGGUACCACACCUUUUGGAGAUUCUCGUCGGCAAGCUCCAUUCCAUGCCUCGUCAGCUUCUCCUUCGCAGAGUCACGCUCGCGCCUCGCCUGGAGGAGGCUUCAUGCCACCCCCGCCACAUCCUCAAAGUAUGGGCAUGCCUAACGGGAUUGGUCAUCAUCCUGGUCAAGCUCAGGCACAGGCGCAAGCGCAAAGACAAGCCUCGGCAGAUUUGGGGAGGAGCUCGCCAGCUUCGAUGGGACGCGGUGGUGGGGGUGGAGGUGGGGGAACAAAUGCCUCUAGCCCAGCUUCCAUGCUGCGACAGUCAUUCGGAGCCGGAGGAGCGCAGACCCCACCACCGCCCGCGACUGGUCACACUCAUGUCUUCAACCCUUUUGCAGCCACUGGUCAUUCUGACGGACAAGGGGCUGGAGGUCAUGCGGGCAGCAUGGCUGGCUCGAUGCUACCGCCCAAUGGUGGCAUGAGCUACAAUGGUGGAGCUGGUGGGCCGAACUUGAACACCAAUGCCGCAAUGAUGAUGGCAAUGGCCCAGCAGCAGCAGCAGCAAGGCAUGCCCGGGUACCCGGGAGGCAUGAACCCGCAAGCUUUUCUCGCACAACAGCAGCAGCAGGGACGUCAAGCUCCCCCCGGCCAAAACGGGCAGGGAGGAAGCGAAGGUCUCUCCACCUACCAGCAACUGGCGCAAUUCCUCAGCCAAUCACAGCAGCACCAACAAGCAGCCAUGACUCAACAUCACCUCGGUGCAAAUGCCAUGGGACCUCCGGGUGGCAAUACUCCGGGUGGCGGCGCGGGCGGUUAUGCUGCCCUGAAUGGAGGCAGUGCCGGCCUUGGUUCCGGUAUGGGAAUAAAUGGCUCUGCCUCGGCUGGCUUCGACUCGCUACCGCCUCAUAUGCAGCAGUUCCUCGCUCAGCAACAGCAGAUGCAGCAGCAGCAGCAGCAACAACAACACAGUGGCACUGCAAACGGCAAUGGCAACGGGGGUAUUGGCGCAGGCGGCGCUGGUGGUGGUGUGAACAAUUGGUCUGGAGCCAAUGCCAGUGCCAACCCAGCUGCUUUAAUGCAGAGCCAAGAGAAUCCACAGGGCUACUACCCAAAUGGCACCUCCUUUGAUCCCUCAAGCAUGCUUUCUGGCGGACAACAACAGCAGCAGCAGCAGCAAUAUGGCGGCGGUGGCGGUAGUGGAGGCGCAGGUGGGAUCAAUCCACAGGCAUUGAGCGGGGCAAUGAGAGGUGGACAGGGACAGGCAUGGUCCCAACAGACGCUUUGGGGCGAUGGAGGAGCAGCGGCGGGGAGUAGUGGAAAUGGAGGAGGUUGA